AUGCCCUGGCGCGAUGAGUGGCCCGUUGGAUUGAAUGGAGAAGAGUACGACGGCAAACAUAUUCUGACACUAGCGCGGGACAAUGCUAGUCCCUUUAAAGACGUCUGGAACGUGCAGUUGCUCAUCGAUGACAUUGAAGAGAAGCUCCAAGUUAAAGUAACAGAUAUCCCGACUAUCGAUAAAGGCUCCAACAACUAUGCUCGGCGGAGACAAUAUUGA
Messenger RNA from Alternaria arbusti, 219 nucleotides. RefSeq lists its product as uncharacterized. The record is from RefSeq and is a predicted model, not a curated record. The coding region runs from base 1 to 219 and encodes 72 amino acids. Lineage: Eukaryota; Fungi; Ascomycota; Dothideomycetes; Pleosporales; Pleosporaceae. The transcript has 2 exons.